Messenger RNA from Zerene cesonia (dogface butterfly), 1470 nucleotides. It is a transcript of the gene Uev1A, whose product is annotated as ubiquitin-conjugating enzyme E2 variant 2. The transcript is spliced from 4 exons. Gene Ontology annotation, cellular component: nucleus. Gene Ontology annotation, biological process: DNA damage tolerance; protein K63-linked ubiquitination. NCBI's taxonomy places the organism in Eukaryota, Metazoa, Arthropoda, Insecta, Lepidoptera, Pieridae. The record is from RefSeq and is a predicted model, not a curated record. The coding region runs from base 199 to 633 and encodes 144 amino acids.
ACAUUUGUCAAAGUCAGCAUAAAAAAUCGCUAACCUGCUCAUUGAGCAGUUCGAUUUUUUAUUUAAAUGAAAUUAAAUCUCGUUUAUUGAUGCACAAUAAACAGUCAGCUUUCUAAUGUAAAACAUAUUAUUAGCGAUAUAAUUUAUUGUGCAGUAAAUUACGUUUCAGUAGCUUGUAAGCGCCGGGAACUAGUGAUCAUGGCGAAUCCGUCAUCAGGCGUUGUUGUGCCGAGAAAUUUUCGUCUUCUAGAAGAACUUGAGCAAGGUCAGAAGGGAGUGGGCGAUGGCACAAUAUCUUGGGGUCUCGAGAGCGAUGACGAUAUGACCUUGACUCACUGGACUGGGAUGAUAAUUGGGCCACCUAGGACUCCAUAUGAAAAUAGAAUGUAUUCACUUAAAAUUGAAUGUGGAACUAGAUAUCCUGAUGAGCCACCUACAGCGCGAUUUAUGUCUAGAAUCAACAUGAAUUGUGUCAACAGUCAGACUGGACUUGUUGAUAAUAGACAAGUUCCAAUUCUUGCUAGAUGGCAGCGUGAUUAUACAAUCAAGACUGUUCUACAAGAGCUGAGACGUCUCAUGACACUGAAGGAAAAUAUGAAGCUUUCACAGCCACCAGAGGGAAGCACUUUUUAAAGUUUCCUUUUAAUUACUGAGCAACCCAAUCUACUGUAUACUCUGCUGUGUACCUUUGUAAUUUAUCCUAAACUCUAUUUCUUCAAUUUUAAAAAAUUAUUAUUGAUCUUUAUUCAUAAUUAGCAUAAGUUAAUUUUACUCAUUUUUUUUCUUCAAGUUUAGUGUCAUAACUUCCAUGUUGCAUUUAAUGGGUUAAUGUAUUAUACUAUUAAUAUAUAUAAAUAUAUAUUGAUGUUAGUAGAUUGGGUAAAUAUUAUGUAACUCUUAAGAACACUAUAAUAAGCUCUACAAUUGCUGUAGAGUAACACCCAUUUAUGUCUUACAUUACCUAAAUUAUUGUGGCCUUUGAAAAGUCAAACUUGCUUUUUGUAUAAUUAAGAGUUAGUUUUAUCUUUGUUCUUGAUUUCAAAUGCCUGUACUUAUAACAAGAUUCAUAUUCAGUGCAUUCACAAACACUGUUACAUCAACUAUGUUUUAUAUGAUAGGCAUAAAAUUUUCAUUUUCUACUUCAUGUAAAAUUAAGGGUUAUUGAAUAUUUAAAAAUCACUGUAAAAUAUUUUAGGAAAUUUUUAUUCUUUAGACACAUAAGGUAAGAGUACUAUUGAUUAAACAAAGGGCUUCGCAUUAGAAUCUGUGUUUUCAAAUAUAAAUGUGCAAAUGAUGCAGUGGUCAAUAUGAUUGCAUUUAGCACUAAGCUUGUCAAGAUGUGGUAGUUCCCAAGUUCCCUCUGCAUGGAUUUACUGUUAAAACCAAAUGCUAAGUCAAAUUGUUUCAUAGCCUUAAUAUUUUUACCAAUGUAUAACUAGCAAAGGUAAAUAAAUCAAAUAAUACUGUCAC